Messenger RNA from Daucus carota subsp. sativus, 1218 nucleotides. RefSeq lists its product as uncharacterized. The record is from RefSeq and is a predicted model, not a curated record. Bases 1 to 1218 code for a protein of 405 amino acids. The transcript has a single exon. NCBI's taxonomy places the organism in Eukaryota, Viridiplantae, Streptophyta, Magnoliopsida, Apiales, Apiaceae.
AUGGCUAGUAACCUAGUCCAAGCAAUAAAUAAUAUCUCUCUCGAAGAUGAAGAAGAAGGAGGAAUAGAGAUUAGUAAAGAUGUUCUGGGGACUAAUAGCAUAUGCAAUCAAGCCUUUAACGCAAAUCUUUGUGUUGUCGGGCGUUUUAUCAAUGAAGGGCGUGUUGAUUUCGAAGCACUGCAGCACACUCUAGCAAUUCUAUGGAAGCCAGGUAAAGGUGUCUACAUAAAGGAACUAGAUUCAAACUUAUAUCUCUUCCAGUUUUAUCAUGAGAUCGACGUUAAACGGGUUAUGGAGGGCUGCCCUUGGUCAUUUAACAGGAAAGCUUUGGUGAUGUCGAGACUGAAAGAAGGACAGAAUCCUCGCUGUGUGGAUUUGAACACUUUGGACCUCUGGGUACAGGUCCACGAUUUAAAGGUUGGUUUUAUGUCAGAAACAGUCCUUAAAGGAAUUGGUAAUUAUGUGGGAAAGUAUGUUCAAUCUUGCCCCUCAAACUUCACUGGUGUAUGGAGAGAAUAUAUGAGGAUCAGAGUCUCACUUGAUUUGGCUAAACCAUUAAAGAGGCGUAUGAAACUUAAGAUGACAGGAGAUGCAUGGUUCUGGAUCAACUUCAAAUACGAAAAUGUUCCAAGUUUUUGCUUCAUUUGUGGCAUUAUAGGUCAUUCAGAUCGAUUCUGUGGUCAAUUAUUCGAAAAAGCAGAGAGUGAAAUUGCGAAACCUUACGGUGCAUGGAUGAGAGCUCCUCUUCGAAAACAAGUGAAGCCAAUAGGAGCCAAAUGGCUAAGAAACGGUGAAAGUGAUGGCAACCAUGCAGCAGAUUCUCAGAUCCCGAGCAAACGGAACGAAGACGACGAGAGCAAUCAUGUUCCUAUUGUUACUCCUAAAAAUCCGGUGUCUGUUGAGAAAGGAGGAAAUCAUGGAAAUUCAGAAAUUCAAAUUUUUGAUGGAGGCGCGAAUCUUGGCCAGCACACUUCGCUAACAAAUCCAACAAAAAUUGCGGAAGUGAUAAACAAAAAAGACGUUGGGAUAAUUGAAACAAAAAAGAGAAGGACUGGUGAUGGGCUGGGUUCAGAAAAAACGGGCUUGUUCAGAGAAGUUUUUAUGGACUCGGACGAUAUUACUGAAAAUGAAAUGACUGAUGAAAAUUUGGAUAACAGCACAGUUCCAAAAAACGUAUAUGGGGCGGGUACUCAUGGGAGUGCUCGCCUAUCAUUAUGA